Molecule: messenger RNA, 8645 nt
Organism: Vigna angularis (adzuki bean)
Lineage: Eukaryota; Viridiplantae; Streptophyta; Magnoliopsida; Fabales; Fabaceae
Exons: 4
Coding region: 5390-7411 (673 amino acids)
Molecular function (GO): nucleic acid binding; zinc ion binding
Source: RefSeq, a predicted model, not a curated record
AAAAAAUCAAAGUUUCAGACUCUUUCCUCGAACCGUCUUUCCUUAACCUUCUUCACUUUUCUCUAUUCUCUAAGCUUCUUCCCCAUCUUUACUCCUCUUCAUGCUUCUCCUUCAAUAAGACGUGAACUUCUUGGGCCCUCCUUCGAGCUUUUUCUUCGUUUUCAUCAGUGCGUGCGUGUGGCUUUUGCAACCAUCGAACGUUUGUUCUACCGAUUCAUUAGUCGAUCUACAUCUCUAGUUAGGGCUCCAACCUCUUUUCACCAUUUUCUUCAUUUUCAACCGAUUAAAUCCUCUUUUCUAUCGAUUAAAAGCCUUUCCACCGAUUGAUUCUUCGAUUAGCAUCAUUUACACCGAUCAAUCUUGCAUUUGCACCGAUUAAUCGAUCCAUUUUAGGUUUCCUUCAUCAACCUAGGGUUUUAGGGUUCUUCGCGUCUUAUCCUCUCUGUUUUUGGAGUAUUCCUGGAUUCUCAGGGUUUGGAAGAAAUUGCACACAAAUGCUAUUCAGGAGAACAACUGAAAGAUGCGUUAUCCAGCUGGAGCCAUGCUUUCGCCGCAACUGCAGGUAUCACUGGUUGGGAUGACAAAGAUUUCAGGGGAUAAGAGUUAUCGAAGGAUUGUCCCUGAAAUUGCAUUCCAGCAUUAGAGAUUGCUUGGAAGCUCGUUCUUUCAAGAAAAUGAAGAGACUAAGACUCCUACAACUUGAUCAUGUACAACUUAGUGGAGAUUAUGGGUACCUACUUCCAAUGACUGAGUAUGAUGAGUAUGGCACACCUCUGGACCGUGAAACAUUUAUGAAAGAGCUUGAGAAUUUCUACUGACAGCGGUCCUUGGAAUUUAAGCCUCCUAUGUUUUACGGAGAGCCUCUAAAUUACCUUAAGUUGUGGAGAGCUGUUAUCAGACUGGGUUGCUAUGAUGUGGUAUGGACUUGUCUAACAUGUUAUUUUUGACAGAUCAUCUCUUUGAAUAGUUCUAGGCCAUGGCAGUAAUUCUUGCAUUACUUUUCUUACUUCAAACUCAAGGUUGUUGUUAAUGCUAUUUCUAAUAGCUUCAUCCCAUUCAUAUCUUGCGUAGGAUAAAAGGGCCGUUUAAAUGAACCAAAUGUUUGCAUCACAUGGACUAACCCUAAUUGAUCUAGUUGCUCUAUCAGGUAUUUCAAGCAAUUGGUGCUGUCAGAGGAUUUCUAAGACCAUAUUCUCUUAUAAGUAGUGAAAAAUUUCAAGAAUAAAGCUUUUGAAGAUUACUUUAAAUUUAAUUUAUGCUUUUUCAGAUUGCUUUUGAAUAUUGUAAGUGCAUGAAUCAUCUGAUAAUUGGGUUGCUCUGUUUGCAUCAAUGCUUAAUGGUCCUGUUAAGUUUUUUAUUAUAACCACUUAUUAGUUAUGAUUGCAUUAAUGUUUGCAUCUGAUAUUCUUUCAUGACUAAUUUUAGUUAAUAUCUUGUAAUAUACCUGUAAUGAAAUGAAAUAAAAACCAGAGAAUAAGAUUUUUCAUUGCUCCUGCAUCUCUAUCCAAGUUACGCAUGAGUAAUAUGUGGGGUGGAGCAAAACAAAGAAACUUACAUGCUUAAAAGAAGAUGUUAUCUUUCUUCUAAUUUCCCUGUAACAUUUGAAGCAAAACAUUACUUGUCUAUGUGCUGGAUGCUGCUGUCUUACGGCUUCUCCCUUUCUUUUGUGUGGAUGUUGAAUCGUGUGAGCUAUUGGGUUGUGUGCUUCUUCAAAAUGGAAGGUGUAUGUGUUCAAAAGUGGUUGGACAAGGGGUCGUGAACUCUUCAGACCAUCCAACAUUUUUGUGCGUGUGAAUGUGGGGUGGAGCUGCCUGCCAAUUAACUAUGUGUUCUCCACUUUCUUCCUUGGUCUGUCCUAUAUAUGGAUGGCUUCCUUGUCAUCAUGUAUUUUAUUUCAGCCAAGAAAAUAGGUCAUUUCCUUUCCAUUAAUUCCACACUGCCCCCUUCUUCUUUCACGUAUCAAGUCUCUCAUUUCUCCAAUAAUAUAGUGCUUUCCAUGUCACAAAGGGUCCUCCACUUAUUGUUUUCAGCCGUGUGUUUUUGUCUCCUCCCAUGUGCACUUUUGAAUUAAAAAAACAAAUGAAUGCCCAUCAUUCACGUGAUGCACCUCCACUUCUAUAUAUAUUUUUUAUUGAGUCAUAUGAAGUGUCGUGUGCUUGCUGCACAAUCCAUAUUCUUUCUCACUUUCCGUACAACCCAUGUGAGCUUCCAAAAUCAUUUUUAAUGCUAGUGCUUUUUUUGGUGGUGGUCGUGUGUGUUAGAAAAUGUGGCAGCUGCAUUCCAUCUCCAAAUUAAAAUUCGAACAUGCAUUCUCCAUGCCCCACUUCUCCAUUUGAAGCUUCUUAUUUCUUCAUUCUUUAUUCUUUACAUCAUUCUUUCUUCAUGUGCCGUCAGUUGUACUACCACCACUUCAGUUGUGUGGCAUUUUUGGAUAUUUUCAUAGAAUGUUGUUAUUAACAGAGAUUUAUGUUUAUAUUUCAACCACCCAUCCGGUUUUGAGAAAGAAGAAAAUAAACAAUAUUUGAUUCUUUGAAAAUUGUUACUUUCGUUGCUUUGAUCAUUGAAAAUUUGACAUAAAAAAAACUCUCUCCCUAAAUCAGUUUUUGAGGAAGAAGAAAAUACAAAAUUGAUUCUUGAAAAUUGUUGCUGUGAUCGUUGUAAGUUUUGAAAUAAACCAAUUGGUCUAUUUUAGAGGUAACUUGGAAGCUUUAGUGGGGAGAAAUUUGUUAGUAAAUAGAGAACUUUUGGUCUACAAACCAAACCAAGAAAUGUUCACUUUUUUUCAGAUAAUGCAGUAAAACAAUGAAGAGAGAGAGACAAGAGAUCUGUGCCCAUAAUGGGCUUCAAAAAGAGAACAUAUGAGUUUUUUUUUUCAUUUAUUUUCUUGAAAUUCGUAUGUAUACACAAGUGACCAAGCUCUAGCCCUACUUGUGUAAGCUUCUUCUUUUAAUUACCACAGAGGGUGAUGUCCCUCUUGGAUGGUCUGAAAGUCAAAGCAUUGAAGUUGUAUAUGCAGAUGUUAUGAUGGCAUAUGCCCUAGCCAUGGUAAAAUUGUGUGUAUUUUAGACCUUGUAUUAAGGGUCAAGUAGUAUAGGGUAUAUUUUUAGGCCUUGUAUAAUGGGCCAAGUAUUGUAUGGUUUGUAAUAUUAGCUUAAAAGAGUGUGUCCCACCAUGGGACAUGAUGGCCACAUGGCAAGCUCUUAGUGAAGACACUUCUUAAAAAGGAAGUGGCCAUGUGUCACUUUCUAAGAAUGGAGAAACUUUGUAAAAGAGGAUUGCCACAUGUCUCUUUAAGAGUGGAUAGUUUUUAGGGUUUCUUGUCUACUUUGGAGACACCUUUCUCUAUAAAUAGAAGGGUCUCCUUCCUUGUAAAAUCACUUGAUGAAUUUGAAUGUUAUUAUGCCAAAAUGUGUGCAAACAUAUCUUGUCUCAAGUCAAGGCUAGAGCAUCCCAUGAGGUCCCUCUAACCACCCUUCUCUAGAGUUGGCCCAACCUCUCCGGAGAUCCAUCAAACACCUACAUCCAACCACAAAUACUCACCAAAAGCCUCACCAAAAUUGUGAGCCCACCACCAUAUCCAUCGCUUCCGCACAAAUUCCACCUCCAUAGCUUCAUCUUCGUGCUUUGGCCCAACCUAGCUCGAGGAGGACGCUAUCAUUUGGUAUCAAGAGCUUUGGGUCUACAAGAGCUAAGUAUCUUGGUCCUUUACCUAUCUUUGUGUAUUUCUUGUUGUUAUUGUGUUGUUCUUUAUUGUCUUCCAUUGUUUACAUCCAUAUAUGUUAUUUUUAUGGUUCUAGUUUGUUCUUUUGCGGAACCAUUCGGUUUUUACCACUAAGUUUCCAUAUACAUGUGUUGUGGCAUGCUUUUAUAUUUUUUUUGAGUCUUUCUUCAUAUAUUUGGUUCUGUUUUAAUGUCAUUUUUGGGUUAUUUUUUAUUUUUAAUUCCAUCCAUGUUGUCUAGAGUCAUGUGUAGUCAUUUUUAUGUCAUUUUCUCUUAGUUCGGGCUUUGCAAAAAUCAUAAAAAAAUAUGUCCCAUUGGGAUUUCGAAAUUACAGUAUAUACAUCCAUUUGAGUGAUUUUCUAUUUCAUAUUUGAGUUCAUGCUUGUCAUUAGAUCAUUGUCAAGUUCUUAGAGUUAAGUUUCUCUUGUGUUUCUUUGAGUUUCAUGCUCUAUUUUUGAUUCUAGUAAGAUUUCUUCCAUUUUUUUUCUUUGAGUCAUGAACUUUGAGUUACACAAACAAAUUGUCCAGAUCUAAUUUGUGUUGAAAAACAAAAGUGUAGACAAAAGUAAAAAGUCAAAGUAAAAAAAAAAAAAAGAUAAAAAAAAAGUAAAAGUACAAGUAAAAGCAAAAGUGAAAAAAAAAAGUUACUUUGACUUGAGACUUUGACAUGAGACUUUACCAUGACACUUGGAGAUGAUACUUGGACAUAAUACCUUGACAUGACACUUGGACAUGACCCUUGGAUAUGAGACUUGGACAUGACACUUUUGGCAAAAUAUUGUUUCUGCCUACAUUGCACCAUUAGCUAAGUGUUUGUAAAGAUAAGAAGUAAUAAUUCUCUAUUCUAAUUGUUUUUGGUUUUAUUCAUCUAUUCUAGUGCCUUUCUUUAGGUAAUUCUUUUGAGUGCCUAGCCUUUGUUUUUAAGCUUUAUUUUCUUGAUUGUCUUGUUCAUUACUCUUUGUUUUGUCUCAACAUAACUCCUUUUGAAGAGCUAUUGUUCAAAUUGGCCCUUGAUUUGCAUUCUCUUUGGAUUCCUACCUUUCGGAUUUGGUUUGAUAUUUGGUGUAGGAUAUUCUUUGGAGGAAAAACGAAAUUGGACAUAGUAUAUUGGGUGAUCGGAGACCUCUAUGGACCUUGAAACCUUGAGGAAGAGACAAGAAGAAAAGGAGUGAAACACUUUAGAGAGGAACACACAUUAUUUAUUUGUAUUACGCAUUUUUGAGUUGUAAAAUUGUAUUGCUUUUGGAUUUGUAACUCAUAACCUUGUUAGGUAUCUUGGGGUAGUCUGUGAUACUCAAUCCCAUAUCCUAACAAAGACUUGUAAACCAUAUUGAAAACGUUUUUAGUUGGUUAAAGUUUGAAGGUUCCAAAGUGCCUUCUAACUUUACCAUUAGGCCGCAUAGUCUAGUUUAAUUGUUGUCUUUAUCUGCUUAUAAUUUAUUGUGUGUCUACUUGUGUAUCAAACCUAAUUCCAUUUGAGAAGUUUGGUGCAAGAGAACUUGAGGUAAACUUUGGCUAGGAAAGGCUUGGAUUUUAAGUGAUCCUUAGUGAUUCUCCUCUCUUUCCUGGAAGUGAACUUGAGAUUAUUUUGCCUCCUUAAAUCUCUAAAGGAAUUUACUUUUGAAAUACAAGUUUGUGUGUGCAUUACAUAUUUUGAAUUUUUUUAAGAAUGUUUAAGGAACCUUCUUACCAAAUUGAUAGUGAUUAUAGUGAAGAGGCCCAACCAAAUUUAGAACAAAUGGCCAAGGAACUAAAAUCACUAAAACUUUGGCAAAAGCAAGAAUCCAUUUUGAAAGAAAAAGAGAGAGUUGAAAGAGAACAAUAUCUUGAAACCUUAGAAGAAGAACUUAGAGUUCUAGCCCAAAAACAAGAAAAGGUCCAAGAAGAGAUAAAGAAAAGUAGAAGUAGGAGUCACUCAAGGAAAAGUUCAAAAAUUCCCACAGAAAACACAUACCCUGAACAAGAUAGUAGGACUGCUGCACAAUUCUACCAACAUCCUCCACCUAGAAGGUAUAGAAGGGAGAGUGAACAACCACCAAGAGAGAUUAGGAUAGACCUUCCUCAUUUCCAUGGGAAAGAAGAUGUUGAGGCAUACCUAGAUUGGGAAAUGAAAGUAGAACAACUUUUUGAGUGUCAUCAAAUAAUAGAGGAAAGGAAAGUUUCCCUAGCCACCUUAAGCUUUCAAGGGAAUGCCAUGUAUUGGUGGACUGCCCUAGUGAGAGAAAGAAGACUCUCCAAUUCCCCUCAAGUCCAAUAUUGGAAUGACUUGAAGAGUGCUCUAAGAAGAAGACACAUACCUUCCUACUACCAUAGAGAGCUUAUGGAUAAACUCCAAAGGCUCCAACAAAGAACCAUGAGUGUGGAAGAGUAUAGGCAAAAGAUGGAACUCUACAUGAUGAGGGCGGGAAUUAGGGAAGAAGAAGCAACCACAAUUUCUAGAUUUCUAAGUGGUCUUAAUCUUGAUAUUAGAGAUAGAGUGGAAUUGUUGCCCUAUCAAGAUCUUAAUGAUUUGGUACAAAUUUGCAUAAAGGUAGAGCAACAACAUUUGAGAAAAGGUUUGAAAAUUGACCACUCUAACUCUAGUGUUAAGAAAGACUAUAGGAAGGAAGGUAAGCAAGUGAUGGAAGAGGAACCCUCUAGGAAUCUGUGGAAGGAGAAAGAAAAAGAUAGAUCAAGGGAGGGAACAUCAUUACACACUCGUACUAGUGAAAUUAAAUGUUUUAAAUGUCAAGGUAGAGGUCAUAUGGCAUCACAAUGCCCCACUAAAAGGACCAUAAUCUUGAGGGAUGUUGACUCAUAUAGUAGUGAAGAGGAGGAGGAGAAAGGCACAAGUAAGGAUGAGAGUAAAGGGGAAGAUUCCUACCCAUGCGAGGGAGAUCUCCUCAUGAUGAGAAGAGUUUUGAAGAAUCAACCUAGUCCCCAAGUCCAAACCCAAAGAGAGAACAUCUUUCAUACAAGAUGUCAAGUUUUAGAAAACACGUGUUCUCUUAUUGUGGAUAGUGGCUCAUGUUGCAAUUGUUGUAGCACUAGGUUGGUUGAAAAGUUAGCCUUAACUAUAUUGCCUCACCCCCAACCUUACAAACUUCAAUGGCUUAAUGAUGGUGAAGACAUGAUAGUUAAUCAACAAGUGAAGGUUAAGUUUUCCAUAGGGAAUUAUGAAGAUAGUGUGCUAUGUGACAUAGUACCUAUGGAAGUUUGUCACAUCUUGUUAGGAAGGUCUUGGCUUUUUGAAAAGGAAACCAUACAUCAUGGUCGUACCAAUGAGAUAACCUUCAACCAUAAAGAUAGAAAGUUUGUACUUCAUCCUCUCACACCAUCUCAAGUUGAAACAGACCAAGUACAAAUGAAAAAUAAGAGAGAAAAGGAAAGAGAUGACACUAACAUAUACAAAAUCAAAUGUUCAGAGUGUCAAAGCAAUACACACAUGUCCAAUGAAUGUCCCAACAAAAGAGCCUUCAUGUUAAAGGCCACAAGCUUGUGUGAAGAUUCAAAAGGGGUAUUCUUUCCAUCUUCCUUUAGUAGAUUGGAAAGACAAGACCAAAUGAGACUUGGUGGUAAAAAAAGGAAGUCACUCCAAAUGCAUAUGCAUUCAACACAAGAUAAGCCGGGACUUAAAGGGAAAAUACAUAAUUGGGUUGAUUAUUCUAAUAAUACUUACUUUAUCUCUUGUUUUUUGCAGAAAGUUAUUUGACCCCGGAGGGUUUUGUUGAUACAUAAGUUGAUCAAUAUGAAGAAGAGGGUUUUUGAAGAAACUUAAAGAUUUGAGGACAAAUCCUUUUUAAGAGGGAGGGUAUGAUGGCAUAUGCCCUAGCCAUGGUAAAAUUGUGUGUAUUUUAGACCUUGUAUUAAGGGUCAAGUAGUAUAGGGUAUAUUUUUAGGCCUUGUAUAAUGGGCCAAGUAUUGUAUGGUUUGUAAUAUUAGCUUAAAAGAGUGUGUCCCACCAUGGGACAUGAUGGCCACAUGGCAAGCUCUUAGUGAAGACACUUCUUAAAAAGGAAGUGGCCAUGUGUCACUUUCUAAGAAUGGAGAAACUUUGUAAAAGAGGAUUGCCACAUGUCUCUUUAAGAGUGGAUAGUUUUUAGGGUUUCUUGUCUACUUUGGAGACACCUUUCUCUAUAAAUAGAAGGGUCUCCUUCCUUGUAAAAUCACUUGAUGAAUUUGAAUGUUAUUAUGCCAAAAUGUGUGCAAACAUAUCUUGUCUCAAGUCAAGGCUAGAGCAUCCCAUGAGGUCCCUCUAACCACCCUUCUCUAGAGUUGGCCCAACCUCUCCGGAGAUCCAUCAAACACCUCCAUCCUACCACAAAUACUCACCAAAAGCCUCACCAAAAUUGUGAGCCCACCACCAUAUCCAUCGCUUCCGCACAAAUUCCACCUCCAUAGCUUCAUCUUCGUGCUUUGGCCCAACCUAGCUCGAGGAGGACGCUAUCAUGUUAGCUUUUCUUGCUUUGAUUGCAAUCACAUUAGAAGUGGUUCUGUAGCCAGGAACAUUGCAAGCAGAGGAUGAACUACCUAUUAAGCUUACUUGGCAUGAAGACACAACUACAGAAUCUUCUGCACAUUUCACACCAUCAAUUGAAGGAAUUUCCAGCUUGUACAUCCCAAACUUGUGAAGCAUGAAGCGUCCGAAUGUGGUCUUUAUGAUGAGCAGCAACAGCAGCUAGAACUUUGUUUUUCUUUCAGAGCAUUAGCAUUUUGCUGGUAGUAGGGGUGUGGAUAAAGAGGAGCAGUGGUUAGUGGAGAACCAACUCCAAGCAAAAAGUUGAAAGUUAUUUUAUCUUUUUUUCACAAGAAACAAAGACACGUGAAUGUUGUUUGGCAAGACAUGGAGUUAAUGAUUAGGAGAGAGAAGUGGUGGUAGUAAUUUUUGUAUUUAUUGCUUUGAACUCUCUUUAUAGAGUAUUCAAAUAAAAUUUUCAUGUUUUAAU